Messenger RNA from Dicentrarchus labrax (European seabass), 4788 nucleotides. RefSeq names its product protein NLRC5-like. The coding region runs from base 1 to 3639 and encodes 1212 amino acids. NCBI's taxonomy places the organism in Eukaryota, Metazoa, Chordata, Actinopteri, Moronidae. The transcript has 21 exons. Gene Ontology annotation, molecular function: protein binding. The record is from RefSeq and is a predicted model, not a curated record.
AUGUCGGGGAGGACGUUUGAGAGUGAUGGACUCAGCACCGGAGGAGGAUGGCUAUCCCACACACCGGAGGGAGUGGAGGAGGCGCAGGCCGCACAGGCCGCGCAGGUGGAUGUAGCUGAAGAGGAGCAGGGGACCGCCCGUAGCAAUGGAGGGGAGGAGGAGGGCGGAGCACACGAGCCCCAGAGAGAGGACCAGGCCGCAAACCAGUUAGGAGGAGAGCUUCUCCCUCUGAUGGGACAGAAAGUGCUCGAGGAAGUAAUCAGCAGAGUGAAACUCGCAAAGUAUUUCGCUAUCAGUGUGGACUCCACGCCAGAUAUCACACAUGUGGACCAGCUGACUUUCAUCCUGCGGUACGUAUCACCAGAGGGCUGUAUAGAAGAGCGCUUUGUGAAGUUCCUCCCUAUUGAAAGCCACACGGGAGAAGCACUGUUCAACUCAAUCAUUGGUGUUUUAGAGGAGAUGGGCAUUGACAUUAAUAACUGUAGAGGACAAUGUUAUGACAAUGCUAAUAAUAUGUCAGGAGCCUACAAAGGCGUGCAGGCCCGCAUCAAGCAGAUCAACUCAUUGGCACAGUGGGGUGUGAGUAUUGCACUUCAAGCAGUGGAAUUGGAUCUGUGCAAUGCUGUGGAUCUGGUUCGUUCAUUGCGUGAAUAUGUAGCAGGCCUCCGGGAUGAGUUUGAUAGCUUUGAGACAGCUGCAAGGAUCAUGUCCCCCAUUGUGUCUAAUGAGUACAAAGCAGACACCCAGCGAAAGAAAAAAAGAAAGAGACAGGCUGAUGAGUCAUCUGAGCCUGAGUGCGAGCUAUCAGGCCGCAAACGCUUUUAUUCUUUAUUCAGAUUGAGUGACUGCAGUUUGUCAGAGAUCAGCUGUUCUUCUCUGGGCUCAGCUCUGAAGUCCAACCCCUCCCAUCUGAGAGAGCUGGACCUGAGUAACAACAAGCUGAAGGAUUCAGGAGUGAAGCUGUGUGGUUUUCUGGAGAGUCCACACUGUAGACUGGAGACUCUGAGAUUGAGGCUCUGCAGUUUGUCAGAGAUCAGCUGUUGUUCUCUGGUCUCAGCUCUGAAGUCCAACCCCUCCCAUCUGAGAGAGCUGGACCUGAGUAACAACAACCUGAAGGAUUCAGGAGUGAAGCUGCUGUGUGGUUUUCUGGAGAGUCCACACUGUAGACUGGAGACUCUGAGAUUGAGGGACUGCUGGUUGUCAGAGAUCAGCUGUUCUUCUCUGGUCUCAGCUCUGAAGUCCAACCCCUCCCAUCUGAGAGAGCUGGACCUGAGUGGAAACGAGCUGAAGGAUUCAGGAGUGAAGCUGCUGUGUGGUUUUCUGGAGAGUCCACACUGUAGACUGGAGACUCUGAGAUUGUGUGGCUGCAGUUUGUCAGAGAUCAGCUGUUCUUCUCUGGUCUCAGCUCUGAAGUCCAACCCCUCCCAUCUGAGAGAGCUGGACCUGAGUUACAACGACAACCUGCAGGAUUCAGGAGUGAAGCUGCUGUGUGGUUUUCUGGAGAGUCCACACUGUAGACUGGAGACUCUGAGAUUGUGGGGCUGUUGGUUGUCAGAGAUCAGCUGUUCUUCUCUGGUCUCAGCUCUGAAGUCCAACCCCUCCCAUCUGAGAGAGGUGGACCUGAGUAACAACAACCUGAAGGAUUCAGGAGUGAAGCUGCUGUGUGGUUUUCUGGAGAGUCCACACUGUAGACUGGAGACUCUGAGAUUGAGGGGCUGCAGUUUGUCAGAGAUCAGCUGUUCUUCUCUGGUCUCAGCUCUGAAGUCCAACCCCUCCCAUCUGAGAGAGCUGGACCUGAGUAACAACAAGCUGAAGGAUUCAGGAGUGAAGCUGCUGUGUGGUUUUCUGGAGAGUCCACACUGUAGACUGGAGACUCUGAGAUUGUGGCACUGCAGUUUGUCAGAGAUCAGCUGUUCUUCUCUGGUCUCAGCUCUGAAGUCCAACCCCUCCCAUCUGAGAGAGCUGGACCUGAGUAAGAACAAUCUGAAGGAUUCAACAGUGAAGCUGCUGUGUGGUUUUCUGGAGAGUCCACACUGUAGACUGGAGACUCUGAGAUUGAGUGGCUGCAGUUUGUCAGAGAUCAGCUGUUCUUCUCUGGUCUCAGCUCUGAAGUCCAACCCCUCCCAUCUGAGAGAGCUGGAGCUGAGUUACAACAACCUGAAGGAUUCAGGAGUGAAGCUGCUGUGUGGUUUUCUGGAGAGUCCACACUGUAGACUGGAGACUCUGAGAUUUAGUUACUGCUGGUUGUCAGAGAUCAGCUGUUCUUCUCUGGGCUCAGCUCUGAAGUCCAACCCCUCCCAUCUGAGAGAGCUGGACCUGAAUCACAACAAUCUGAAGGAUUUAGGAGUGAAGCUGCUGUGUGGUUUUCUGGAGAGUCCACACUGUAGACUGGAGACUCUGAGAUUGAGUGGCUGCAGUUUGUCAGAGAUCAGCUGUUCUCUGGUCUCAGCUCUGAAGUCCAACCCCUCCCAUCUGAGAGAGCUGGACCUGAGUAACAACACUCUGCAGGAUUCAGGAGUGAAGCUGCUGUGUGGUUUUCUGGAGAGUCCACACUGUAGACUGGAGACUCUGAGAUUGAGGGACUGCAGGUUGUCAGAGAUCAGCUGUUCUUCUCUGGUCUCAGCUCUGAAGUCCAACCCCUCCCAUCUGAGAGAGCUGGACCUGAGUGACAACAACCUGAAGGAUUCAGGAGUGAAGCUGCUGUGUGGUUUUCUGGAGAGUCCACACUGUAGACUGGAGACUCUGAGAUUUAGUUACUGCUGGUUUUCAGAGAUCAGCUGUUCUUCUCUGGUCUCAGCUCUGAAGUCCAACCCCUCCCAUCUGAGAGAGCUGGACCUGAGUGACAACAAGCUGAAGGAUUCAGGAGUGAAGCUGCUGUGUGGUUUUCUGGAGAGUCCACACUGUAGACUGGAGACUCUGAGAUUGAGUGGCUGCAGGUUGUCAGAGAUCAGCUGUUCUUCUCUGGUCUCAGCUCUGAAGUCCAACCCCUCCCAUCUGAGAGAGCUGGACCUGAGUAACAACGACAACCUGCAGGAUUCAGGAGUGAAGCUGCUGUGUGGUUUUCUGGAGAGUCCACACUGUAGACUGGAGACUCUGAGAUUGAGUGGCUGCAGUUUGUCAGAGAUCAGCUGUUUUUCUCUGGUCUCAGCUCUGAAGUCCAACCCCUCCCAUCUGAGAGAGCUGGACCUGAGUGACAACAACCUGCAGGAUUCAGGAGUGAAGCUGCUAUGUGGUUUUCUGGAGAGUCCACACUGUAGACUGGAGACUCUGAGAUUGAGUGGCUGCAGUUUGUCAAAGAUCAGCUGUUCUUCUCUGCUCUCAGCUCUGAAGUCCAACCCCUCCCAUCUGAGAGAGCUGGACCUGAGUAACAACAAGCUGCAGGAUUCAGGAGUGAAGCUGCUGUGUGGUUUUCUGGAGAGUCCACACUGUAGACUGGAGACUCUGAGAUUGAGUCGCUGCAGUUUGUCAGAGAUCAGCUCUUAUUAUCUGGUCUCAGCUCUGAAGUCCAACCCCUCCCAUCUGAGAGAGCUGGACCUGUAUUACAACUACAUGGAGGAUUCAGGAGUGAAGCAGCUGUCUGAUCUUGUGGAGAGUCCACACUGUAGACUGCAGACUCUGAGAUGGAAGUGGUCUCAUUAACUGUGAGUGGUGAGGAAGGAGGUUGUGUUGGAGGAUCCGCUGUGUCCUGAUGAUCCAGAGAGGUUGAAGCAGCAGCAUCAGCUCUGACUGGGCCAUGUUACUGGGAGGUAGAGUGGAGAGGAGAGCUUCAUCCAGCAGUGACUGACAGAGGAAUCACAACCAGUGGAGACGACUCAGUGCUGCAGUCGGAACUGCUCCGAGAUCAGCUCCACUGUCACACUGUCUGACCUCCUCCACCUGGACUAUUACAUAUUCUGAACACAUUUAUGAGACAUUUAAUUAGAUAUUUCUGUUUCUGUCACAGCUCCACCUUGUGGAACGAUGGAGUGUUGCAGCUCAUUUACACAUUAAUAACUGUGGAAGUUCAUAUUUUAUGUAUAAAGUUGUAUUUCUGGAUGUUACCACCAAUACUAUCAGCUUCUGUUACGACCCAGUUCGAUUUGGAGAGCAGUAACAUACAAUUGAAAAAGGAAAAGAGAUGGAAUACAACAAUUGACAGGUUCAGGUUAAAAUCAGGUGUUUUAAUUAACUAAGGAGAGUGUGCUUGCACAAUGAAAUAUAACAAAAGAGAGGCAAUACAGGUGCUGACAAAUAACUAGUACACAAAAUGAAAAUGACUGGAUAAUACUGAAGAACAAAAAGAGAUCAGCACCCAUAAGCUUACAAACUAGUGAACAAAAACCAAACUAGCAAUUAUUGAGCAACUUAAAGGUCACAAAAGAUUACAAAGGCACUGGCUGAAUCCACUCAGAUAACAGCCAGGCAAUACUAGAAAGUACAGACACUCUAACACAAUGGUGUGCAACCAACAGCGAGGCGAACUGAUCACUAGUUCACAGCCGCCCUGAACUGUGGACACACAAGCUAUUUAAGUGCAGCUGGGGUUGAUUGAAGACUCCUGAUUGGUAGCUUCAGUGGAAUUGCAGCCACACCAAUCACUGAUGCCAGGGGACAGAAACCAGGAAGUAGGCGGUCUCUGCUCCAGAAGGACCAAUCCUCAACAGGGAAUCACAUGAAACACCAUAAUGAAUAUACACUAAAUGACAGCCAGUGGCUGCCGUAACACUUCUGAAAAUACAAUCAAUGAAUAUUUGCUUGUAAGAUAAAACCUGAAUCUGGAUUCAAUUAAAGCUUCACUUUAGUUUCUCA